Messenger RNA from Daphnia pulex (common water flea), 1364 nucleotides. RefSeq lists its product as uncharacterized. Gene Ontology annotation, molecular function: ATPase activator activity. Gene Ontology annotation, cellular component: membrane. The transcript has 2 exons. NCBI's taxonomy places the organism in Eukaryota, Metazoa, Arthropoda, Branchiopoda, Diplostraca, Daphniidae. The record is from RefSeq and is a predicted model, not a curated record. Gene Ontology annotation, biological process: membrane organization. Bases 202 to 1284 code for a protein of 360 amino acids.
UGUACAUACAAAGACGUUUUGUAAGGUAGGCUUUUUGAACAGUCACUAAUAAUAAUCAGUUGUUUACAUAGCAAAGUGCGCAUUGGGCGCUGGUUCGUUAAGUGUCAUUCGUUUUCUAUCCUCACAAUUUCGCCAGUUAUUUAAUUGUCAGAAGACUUAUUGACUUGAAGUACUACAUGUGCUGUAGCAAUUGUUAGAAAAAUGAGUCAAGUUACAACAAGACAUCGCAAAGUUUCGCAAAAUAGUUCGAACGCAGAUUCAAGUAAUCAGAAAACAGAUUCUUCUUUGAUACCACGACCACAACCACGACCAUCAAUUAAAGAUAAAGGAAAAGAAAAGGGUGAAGCUGCCAUGGUAAUGAACGACUUGGAAGUAAAAGAAAAAGAAAGCCAAAACAUUGAGAAUAUUACAGACCAUGAUGUUACUUCUGGUCCUCCGUCUAUACAACCGCAAAAUGAAUCAUUCUCAAAAGAUUGCAAGUUCAAUCAUAUUUUUAAAAAUUUGUUGAUUGGUGUUGCUGGAUUAUCAAUAAUUUCCUGUGUUGUUAUUGUUUGUAAUAAGCACACCUUCUUGCAUUCAUUCAACUCAAGUGUUGGAAAUUACAUAAAGCCAAAUGUGCCAGCCAAAAAUGUCGAUCAUUGGGAUCUAGCAAUGGAUCUUAUAGAUGAAAUGAAAAAUUCUUUUCCUUUACAAAAGAGGGAAACCUGGAUAAGCUUUAUUUCUGCACUUGGUAGUGUUACAGAAAAUGAAGAGCCCUCCCAGCCAGCAGUUCUUCUUUUUGUUGGAGGAAACACUCUAAUUGCAACCCAUACUAUGCAGUGUGUUGCUUUGACUUUGGCUAACAACACAAAUAAGCUAUUACCACCUGCAAUGAUUUCUGACAAUGAUGUCUCAUCAGAAGUCAUAGUUAAAGUUGAUACAUUUGCCAAUCUUCAAAAUCAAGAAGAAAUGAUAAAGAAAGAACUAGAUGAUCGAAUCCGUUCCAUCCUCAACAAGUCUCACUCUGUUGUUGUUGGUCCUUUGGAGAAAAUUCCACCUGGAGCAGCCACAAUUUUGCACGGUUACUGCGACAACUUCGAGGCUCCAUUCAAGAAAAGUGUGAUAAUUUUGACUGCCACAUUUGAUUCUGACAAGCCACUUAAUUCGAAACAAUUAGAAAGAAGACUUCAUGAACUUUGGGAUCACAAAUUAAGCAAAGACAAAUGCGCCUCUAUAGUCUCACGAAUUGCCAACAACGUUGUUUUUAUCGAACCCGAAACCGGCCCCAUGCCAUGCACUAUUUGACGCACCAGAAAGUUUAAUAGAAAAGGAUGUUAUCAUGUGAGAAUACUUUGUGAUAAUACACAUUUGUUUAACCAAUUAAA